AUGAUUUCCGUUCGGCGGCAGGACUCGUGGGGCGUCGUAGGGCUGGAUCCUCGUGGACAGCAUUCACAGCACGGCUACGUGGGUGCGGCCCGAAAGACAUCCGGGAGGGCGCAGACAGCCAUGCCCUCGGGACAAGUGCCGGCACUUCGGACCAUGAUGGCACCCAAGUCGGAAGAGGAAUGCUUCGAGCUCCUGGCCAAGGAGCUGUCAUCUUUACCAGACAGGGAGCCUCCCGUUGCUCAGAACGGCGAGACGUCUCCAGACGGAGGGCAACUGACGCCUGUAGCCAUGACGACGAGUGUGAGCAACGUCCCCGCGGUGGGCACAGCUACCAAUGUUAUGAUUGCAAAGACGAUUCGAGCUGCCAUGUCGGACAUUCGCCCAUUCUCUUGA
Purpureocillium takamizusanense is the source of this 393-nucleotide messenger RNA. RefSeq lists its product as uncharacterized. The transcript is spliced from 3 exons. The coding region runs from base 1 to 393 and encodes 130 amino acids. The record is from RefSeq and is a predicted model, not a curated record. Lineage: Eukaryota; Fungi; Ascomycota; Sordariomycetes; Hypocreales; Ophiocordycipitaceae.